Messenger RNA from Ceraceosorus guamensis, 1009 nucleotides. RefSeq names its product S-adenosyl-L-methionine-dependent methyltransferase. Gene Ontology annotation, molecular function: S-adenosylmethionine-dependent methyltransferase activity. Lineage: Eukaryota; Fungi; Basidiomycota; Exobasidiomycetes; Ceraceosorales; Ceraceosoraceae. The record is from RefSeq and is a predicted model, not a curated record. The coding region runs from base 230 to 949 and encodes 239 amino acids. The transcript is spliced from 2 exons.
CCACGUGAUAAGAAUCGCCCGAUCCAAGACGAGUCUGAUGAGUUUUGAGUGGAGGUGCAAGUCUCGCUCCCGCACGCUGACAAUCUUGAAUUUGGCUAAGAGGUGCUGUUCUACACUCGAGAGGGAUGUGUCUCCACCCCUUUGUCAAGCAUCAUACACAGGUCCAGGGGGCGCAUCACAGCGCAGUCGCCGCGAUUCACCUACCAUUCGUACUACUGCUGAUCGCACCAUGUCGACCGCCAACGCUUCGGGCUUGCCGCCAGGUGUGGAGAAGCUACGAGAGAUGCUAGCAGGUGCUCACGAUUCCGGCAAGUGGGAUUCAGCAUGGCAAGCCGGCUUGACGCCGUGGGACAAGGGUCAAGCUCAAGCAGCGCUGGUCUCUACGCUUUCGGAGGCAAAGACGUCUGAGCUGCUCCCCACUUCUGGCCGAGCUGUCGUGCCUGGAAUGGGCAGAGGCUACGACGUGGCCCUCUUGGCAUCCAGAGGCUUGCACACCGUCGGCGUGGAUAUCAGUCCAAAGGCAGUCGAAGCGGCUCAGCAAUGGCUGGAUAGCCAGUCAUCAACUCCAGCCUCGAGUCAAAUGUCCGUAAGGGCAGCAGACUGGUUCAGUCUUGAGCCCACGCAAGCCGACUCAGAAGAGGAGAACGAUGGCACAAUCAAAGCUUUUGAUCUUGCAUACGACUACACUUUCUUUUGCGCCCUGCCUAGCACGCUGCACCAGAAGUGGGCAGACACCUAUGCUCGACUUAUCAAGCCAGGGGGAAAGUUGCUCUGCCUGGUGUAUCCUAUCGGGCCCUUGAGUGACGCCGGGCCGCCGUACAACGUCUCGUCGGAUCAGCACAAAGCAUUACUUUCGAAAGCUUUCGAGCUCGAGCACCACGCGCCGCCGAGUAAGAGCGCUCCAGAACGAAACGGCAAGGAAGAAAUCAUGAUCUGGAGGCGGAAAUGAGCAAAGUCGCGGGAAUUGUCAUGCAUUGCGGUGGGACUUCGUGUGGUCGUUCAAAGCGUG